AUGUACACCGACGAAUCAUUCAGAAUCAAGACAAAACGCACAUACGGAAAGGACGAACGGCAGAUCGUCAAAGAUAAUAGGAAUUUGGACGCGGCGAAACCCAAAGAGCGAGAGGGAUGCAGGACGCCUAUUGUCAAUCCAGGCACGCUUGGAGAGAUCGACGGACAGCCAGUGGGUACGCGGUACAUGAACAGGGCAUUGCUUUUGGAGGCGGGGAUGCAUGGGGGUAUCAGGCGAGGAAUUUAUUCGUUCCAAGGGAGUGCGCGGUCUGUCGUACUGUCAGAUGGGUAUGAAGAAUUCAACGAGGAUAAGGGCAAUAAAAUCCGGCUGUGCGGAGAAGGCGGGCGAAGCAACGAUGGGAAGAUGCAAGUCAAGGACCAGAAGUACACACACGGUAAUAGGGCUCUGCAGAACACGAUGCAGUCGGGCCAGCCUGUGCGCGUUAUUCGGGGAUAUAAACUCAACUCCAAGCAUGCCCCAAGAAAUGGGUUCCGCUACGACGGUUUGUACAGAGUAACAGGAUGUUAUGAGAGACGAGACGAAAAUGGGCAUAGGAUCAUUUUAUUCAAGUUCAAGCGACUUCCUGGUCAACUCCCCAUCGGAACUCAAGACAAAUUCUGGGCGUACCCCGAUUCCGAUGUUCCUGCCAAGAUGCCCAAGCCGUCUACACCCAAAAAGACCAAGUCGGCGUCCCUCUUCCCACCUCGACCCAAGCUCCCUUCCUUCAACAAGACCAGCACGUCUUCGCAUACCUUUCCAUCCAACUGGCAGCAAAUCACCAUGAACCAAUCAUAUCCCAUGCAUUUGUACUCCGACAGCGGUGUUCCCAUGUCGCCUGUCCUUGCAGUCAAAGUGGAGCACCAGAAGGAGAACUACUACGAUGAUACUCUGCAGUACCCUGAGUACGAUGUCAAGGACAUUGGGUCUCCCAGUACUCAAAAUCACACAGCUAAAUCGACGUCACCUGCUGUUUCCGUUCCUCCACCCCGCAUCUUAGCUAAACAUCCCACCCCACUCCCACGCGUCCGCGUCGAAACAGAGUCCCCACCUCCUGCCACGGUGCGCAAGAGAUCAGGGAGUACCUUUGACGAUCCGCUUCCCCGCAAGCGCCGGAAACUGUCCAACACCCUACUAGCACUCGUCAAAACCGAAUCCCCGCCACCCUUCUGUGCGAGAUCGAGUGGCAGUCUUUCUAAGCGUGGUCCUCGGAAGAGGAAGUGUAGCGAUAUCGAGCGCUGAUCCAUUUCAUUACAAGGCCCUCAUUCCGAAUAUGCCUGCCUCAUUAUCAUCCUUUAUUGUUAACCCAUGCCAUCCAUCUCAAACUCGCAACGUUACUUUCUACUCUUGUACUUUUACCUGGCUGUACACUCUUCACUUCACUACCUCUUCCUCCUUCGCUCACGAGAACAAGACAUGGUAUCUCCGGUACAAUUCAAGUCAUCCAAGUUACUUCAUCACUCGAGUUUGUUAACUCCAUCCUCGCUCGCCGUGCUUCGUUAGACGCCGUCUGAUUGAUGACAGAAGCUUCCUUGACUGCUUGUUAAUCCAAGACCCUGGAGGGCGCUUAAGAACCUCCCUCACGAGGCCCCUCGAGUCGUUGUCUUAAAUUCCCACAUUCCUGCACACACUAAGCGCUGUCUUGCCGCCUUUCCAACUAUCCUACUAGACAACAU
Messenger RNA from Desarmillaria tabescens, 1673 nucleotides. Its product is annotated as PUA-like domain-containing protein. Gene Ontology annotation, biological process: protein ubiquitination; negative regulation of gene expression via chromosomal CpG island methylation. Gene Ontology annotation, molecular function: ubiquitin protein ligase activity. The record is from RefSeq and is a predicted model, not a curated record. Bases 1 to 1239 code for a protein of 412 amino acids. The transcript has 8 exons. Lineage: Eukaryota; Fungi; Basidiomycota; Agaricomycetes; Agaricales; Physalacriaceae.